This is a messenger RNA of Gossypium raimondii (Peruvian cotton), 2284 nucleotides long. RefSeq names its product protein kinase STUNTED. Gene Ontology annotation, molecular function: protein kinase activity; ATP binding. The transcript is spliced from 6 exons. Lineage: Eukaryota; Viridiplantae; Streptophyta; Magnoliopsida; Malvales; Malvaceae. The record is from RefSeq and is a predicted model, not a curated record. Gene Ontology annotation, biological process: protein phosphorylation.
CAUUACUUUCCACGGAAUUUUGAUGUUCCUUGAAAGUUUUGUGUUGUAAUAUGAAAUUUCAAUGUAGAUUAUGCUUUAGAAGAUAAUUUGUCGUUAGAAUCUUAUCAAGGACUAUGUUCAUUAUACUUGAGGUCGCGAGUUUGAUCCCUGAUGGAGUUUCAGGUUGAUCUAGAUUUGCAAUGGAUGAUCGACGUGAAAUGUAUUGAUUUGAGAAGCAAAGAACUAUGCCGCUGUAACUCUAGUGUUGGGUAUAGGCAAGCAUGGUGCUUUUAGGUAAAGGAGCAGUUGAACGACUCAAAAAUCCUUUUUUGGUUGUUCAACAUCGGUUUGAUUCUUUUUCUGACUAAAAACAGAUAUCGUUUUCAGGGGUUGGACUUCUAUAGCUAGAUACUGUUCAAAGCAGUUGCCAACGACUACAAAUGUUUUGGCCAUCAACAAUGGGAAAACUGAUUUCAGAAGAUUCAACCAUAAUCAACUACCAGGUUUGGUUUUUAACUGGAUCGUAGGAAUAAGAAUUCUACUUUGGUCUUCCAAAGUACUACUAGAUGCACUUAAUUAUGUCAGGCUUUGAAAGUGAUCCAAGACCAAGUUUUUGUCCGAGUGAAAUCCUUUUUGCCAGAGAGUGACAAUCAGAAUAUGGUGAUUCUGAACUAGUGUUUGAGAUAUCCAGUUUCGAAGGGAUUCAAAGCUCCAAUGAUGCAUCAAGAACCAGUAGUGAAGAUUCUAAGAGUGAAACAUUGACUUUUGUUCAUGUAGGCAAGAAAAACUCUUCAAGCUCCAGUUCUUUUUUCGCGGGAGAUAGUAUGGACUAUAAACCUGGUUGGCCCCUUCUUCUGAGGGGUUGCUCAGAAACACCACCUACAAAGCUCGCCAGGAAUAUGUCCGUUGUCCAAUGGGUUAUGAACUUACCUAGUCGUUCCCCACAUCAUACUCCUCGAUGUUCAACCAACAAAGAAAUCGAGCUGAGUGGCAAUGGAGGUAACGAUAAUAGCAGCAAUUCCUCUAUGCAAUAUGAGUUGCAGAAAUGCUUAGAUAUACCCCUGAGAAGAAAUUCAUCUUUUUGCCAAUGGUUCGGUUAUGAAGUUUUAAAAGCUGCAACUGCUGAGUUCUCAUCAGAGAAUCUGAUCGCAGAAGGAGGGAGCAACCGUGUAUAUAAAGGGAUCCUUCCGGAUGGUAAGGCAGUUGCUGUUAAGAUUCAGAAGUCAUCGAAAGAUGAAUACAAGGAUUUUGCCAACGAAAUCGAAAUAAUCUCCUCACUGAAGCAUAAACACAUAAGGCCUCUAGUUGGUGUCUGCGUUAAAGAUUAUGAUCUAAUAUCUAUCUAUGAUUUCUCAUCUAAAGGGAGCUUGGAAGAAAUUCUGCAUGGGAAGAACAAAGAUAAACAUCCUUUGCCAUGGGUAGUGAGAUAUAACGUGGCUGUUGCCAUUGCUGAAGGCCUAAAUUACCUACAUAGUGAGCAUUCUCGACCUGUUAUCCAUAGAGAUGUCAAGUCUUCAAAUAUUCUUCUUUCAGAUGAGUUUGAAGCGAAGUUAUCUGACUUCGGACUAGCAAUAUGGGGACCAACUGCUUCAUCAUUUCUGAUUGAAGCUGAUGUUGUUGGGACAUUUGGGUAUUUAGCUCCUGAAUACUUUAUGUAUGGCAAGCUUAGCGACAAGAUUGAUGUCUACGCUUUCGGUGUUAUUCUACUUGAAUUGCUAUCAGGGAAAAGACCAAUAAGCUUUGAGAAUCACAAGGGCCAGCAGAGCUUGGUCAUGUGGGCAAAGCCAAUGAUAGAAAGUGGAGAUAUGAAAGGCAUACUGGACCCUGAUUUGAGUGGAAAUAUCAAUGCGACUCAGAUGCAUAGAAUGAUGGUAGCAGCAACUCUCUGCAUCACACGGUCAGCUCGACUCCGGCCGAAGAUGAGUGAGGUAUUGGAGCUCUUAAGAGGGGAAGAAGCCAUUGAAAAAUGGGCUGCGACACAAAAUGAGAACAAAGAAAGCCAAGAACAUAAUAUCGACGAUGGUGACGAUGAUGAAGUUUAUCCAAAUUCAAGGGCAGAUUUACAUUUAAGUCUUGCAAUGCUUGAUGUCGAUGAUGAUUCGACAUCAUUUAGUAGCAUGGAGCAAAGCAGUAACAUUUCUAUGGAGGAAUAUUUAAAAGAAAGAUGGAGCCCAUCAUCAAGCUUCAAUUAGAUUCUGCUUUUACAUGUUUUGACAUCUUGUUUGAUAACAAAGUUAGGGAUAUGUUCAUACAUGUACAGUAUAUAAAGUGACGAGAAGAAGAGUGUUUUUCUUAUUGAACUGCA